Molecule: messenger RNA, 4808 nt
Organism: Mycena citricolor
Lineage: Eukaryota; Fungi; Basidiomycota; Agaricomycetes; Agaricales; Mycenaceae
Source: the annotation of a GenBank genome assembly
CAUCUGACCCUGCGCAGUAGUAUUUAUCCUUCACGUGUCCCGUUCCGCUUUCAGCGUGCUUAGACAUGCUCCACAGAGAACCCGGAACGAGAUUUACGGAAAGCAGAGGGCGGUUGCACCCGGGAUCAGCCGGAUUCCCAGAUUGCCGAGACCUGCCGAAGGAUUCCCGCGUGACCGCCUCUGAUGCGAUCUACACACUUCCGCUUUGCUUUCCCGCACUCCCGUUCUUCGUCCAACCGCUCAUGGGUCUACUGACGAUAAUCAGAAAGAACCGGCAGAAAGAAAAAGAAAUGCGGAUUCUCUUCCUCGGCCUCGAUAACGCGGGGAAGACGACUAUCCUGAAGAAGCUGAACGGAGAAGAUAUCAUGAGCGUAAGUCCGACGCUCGGGUUUAAUAUCAAGACGUUUGCGCAUGCGAAUUACACUCUGAACAUAUGGGAUGUCGGCGGGCAGCGGACGCUCCGCCCGUACUGGCGCAACUAUUUCGAACAGACGGACGCCCUUGUGUGGGUGGUUGACUCCGGAGACAGACUCCGGAUGAAAGAUUGCAAGGACGAGCUGCACAGUCUGUUGUUAGAAGACCGGCUUGCAGGCGCCUCUCUUCUUAUUUUUGCAAACAAACGGGAUCUCCGGGGAUCUAUGAGCGAGUCCGAGAUCCGCGAUGCGCUAGAUCUGCGCGCUAUCAAGUCCCAUCAGUGGAAAAUCUGGUCCUGUAGCGCUGUCACAGGCGAAAAUCUGGUGACGGGCCUCGAUUGGGUGGUCGGAGACGUCGCGAAUCGGCUAUAUUAUUCUGUUGCACCCGUCGCGCAACUCUGAGACGCGCAUCUAACUUGGCCGACGUUUUGGCAGUGAGCGUUCGAGGGAUCACAUCUGCGUCUGUGCGCGUAGUCUGUUGCGAGAGGACGCAACUGUCGUUUCCGUUUCCCCAUUGAAGGCCCCGUUGGAUUGAAUUGAAGCUAGUGCAAAUGAAUGAAGGGUGAAGGCGCAAGAGAUAACUCGGAGGUUGAAUGCAUCAAGAAGAAAGUCACCUCGCCCCCGAUCUUUAGCUUCGCACAUCGGCCUCCACUUUACGUUUCGGUCUCUCAAUUCAAACCCUCUGGACCCGCGUCGAUCACUCUGAGAAGGUGCUAAGAUUCUCGCGAAGAAUGCUAGCCAGUCGUUGGUUGCCCGGGCUGACCUCAUUUCGGGCCCACGUCGCGCAGUGAUCUCCAGGUCAUAUGUACUACGAUGGCGGGUUCGGCUGGGCUCCGAAUGUCAGGACUUACGUUGCUUACCUCCGCAAGAUAUAUUUGCUUGCAACCGGGAACCCGAACAUAUGUCCGCCCACACGUAAGUCGUAUGUAAGUCGCAUGUUGCUAUCUCGGCCUGGGAAUUCUGCCAUCUUCCCGCAACGUCUCGGCGUGACAGCCGACAAAUCCCCAAUAUGCCUGAAAAUGAAUCAUCCCAGAAAGAAGACAGGCCAGACCAGCGAUGGGUUCCAAUGAUCAGGCGCGCCUUGCGGGCCGCAUCGGAUCGGCUCAACGACCAAACGUUCGCGGGGCCACCGAUGGACACUCGUCGCACUAACUAACUCUCUUGGCGGUUGCAGAGAAAGAACAUUUACACCCCCGAUGUCACGCCGCAGGAAGAGACUAUGCUAUGCAAACUCAAUGCUCCUGCGCUUGACACAUUCUGUGCGUUAAGGUUUCAGUGGUUCUAGAUCGACCAACCGAGGCGUUUGUGCGACCAGUUGUUUACAUUGCAUUGGGUUGGGUCGAAGGUGCGAAACUCAUUAGGCUUCGAGGACCGCACUCGAGUGGACUGCUGCGGACCUGCGACGGUUCCUGUGCAUGCAAGUCACGAUCAUUUAUUCCCCCGUCUUCGCCAUGCAGGAAGCGAGGCUGAAUCGAGUUGCUCGCGCCACUGGUGGAUCCCCCGGCCGAGUGCCAAGUCUGAGGAAAAUCAACUCGCGGCGAUGUUCGCUUCCAGGCGGCGCGUGUGUCAGAGCGCGACAGUGUCUUUGUCUCUACGUGUCUGUGUCUAGCCUGUGAAUAACCCGAAGUGGAAGAGUGAAAUGUAUCGAAGAACACAUGGAGACACCAUGCGAAAUGUCAAACAAAACAGGACAUGAAAUCGAGGCCCGUGGCCGGUGCGUUGUCGGGGGGAAACGUGACACCAAGACUCCCAGCCGACAGGAAAGACUCCGAAGGAGAGAGAGAGAUGCGGGUGGCGCUGAUCGCCAUCACGCAUUCUUGAUCGUGCCGGGGAGUCACGAUACGACUGAGCACGCCAUCUCCCAAGCUUGUCCCUCGCAAAAGUUCGCCGUCAACAGGUUCUCUGUGCUACUCCGCGCAUAUCAUCACCUCCGCAGAAUAGAUGUCGUCUUGUUUCUAUCAUCGGGCACCUGCCACCGGCUGUGGGCCUCGAGACAUUCCUGAUCGAAAUCCAGUGUGCAGAAGUCGUCGCUUUUUUGCCAUGCACGCUCAUGCCCCACCAAAUAAAGUCCGACUUGUCCCGCACCGGCUGUCGCGACAUCUGAUGCUCUCACGGGACUGUUUGCUAUCCUUCCGGGUUGUGAGGACAUAAUAACGCAGAGAUCGGCGACAACGCAGCCGAAGAGCGAGGGGGGAAACGCUCGCAGGUGACUGGCUGGACAGGGUCGGCGCGGCUCGGGCGGCGGCCGCGGCGACCCGGACGGACUGGGGUGACCGAGUGCCGCCACAGCCCCGACAUGGAACAUGGACGGACGAGGCGGGAUAAUCGCGGUGACAGAGUGUGGGGAAGAGGGAAUCCCGGGAGGAAUCCUGGGAUUCAUUCGGCGUGAGAAGAAAAGGCAAUCGCACGUGGAAAGAUGCGAGCUACCUUCCUGCCUUGAGAGCCAGUCUGCAUUCCUGAUUUGGGUGACGCCAGAUUGGGAUGGCUGGUCCUGGCCAAGGAGUCUAUAGGAAUUCUGUGGUGACUUCCAGCCGAUGCCGAUCUCGAUACGACAUGCCCCACAGCGCGAAGAAAAAUGGCACUCCCAAAUCCAACCGAACAUAAAAGCCGUCGUCUCGUCCGACAUCUCGCACUUCCUCAUCCAUCCAUCCGCCCCCGCCUCCGCGACAAUGCCCUCGACCAUCUCCCAGUCGUGCGUCCCACCCAAGUUCGCGCCGUCGUCCAAGGCCCUCCAGUCCACCUCGUCCUCGCUCCUCGCCCUCUCCUUCAGCCCCUACUCUUGGGUCUGCACAUUCGCGCGAUCCUCCAUCCUCUCCGUGCUCGACGACGCUAUCACCGUCGGCCACUUAACGCUCUCCGACUCUGAGGGCACCCGUUUCUAUGGCCAGCGCGGCAAGGGUUGCAAUGAGGUCCAUAUGAAAGUCGUCAACGAAAACUUUUGGUUGCGGCUCAUACUGUACGCGGACUUUGCCGAGAUUUACCUUUGUCGAGCCCUAACGUGCUUCUGUUGCAGAUCUGGUGAUCUCGGCUUCAGCGAAGCCUUCAUGAUUGGAGAUGUCGAAGUUUCAAAUCUUCGAAGCGCAAUGAACCUGUGGCUCGAAAACCAGGCGGGCAUGGAGGCCACGCUAUCAUCAACCGUCGCCAAGAUCUCGUCCGCCGUGUCGGCAUUAUACAACAACGUGCUCGGCCAGACGCGAUCUCAGGCUCGCUUAAAUGUCAUCGCGAGCUACGAUCAGUCGAACGAGUUGUUCAAGGCCUUCCUCAGCAAGGAGAUGAUGUAUUCUUGCGGGCUCUGGAGUGAUGCCGAAGGGGGUGUCCGCGGUGACCUCACAUCUGGGCCCACGCCAGGGGACCUCGAAGCAGCCCAGCUUCGCAAGAUCCGGCAUGUUCUCACAAAAGCCCGCGUCAAACCCGGUGACCGCAUCCUGGAGUUCGGCAGUGGCUGGGGGGGUCUGGCCAUCGAGGCUGCACGCACUUUCGGCUGCGAGGUCGACACCCUCACCCUUUCCAUCGAGCAAAAGGCGCUCGCCGAGGAACGUAUCAGGGAUGCCGGCUUCGAGGGCAAGAUUCGAGUCCACCUGAUGGACUACCGUGAGAUCCCCGCCGAGUUCGAAAAAGCAUUCGACGCGUUCGUCAGUAUUGAGAUGCUCGAGCACGUCGGCUCAAAAUACUACAACUUGUACUUCAAGCUUGUCGACUUUGCGCUAAAGUCUUCACACGCAACAGUCGUGAUUAGUGCAUCAACGUUCCCUGAAUGUCGAUACUCCGGCUAUCAAUCUGAGGACUUUAUGCGACGGUAUAUGUGGCCCAACUCCUGUCUCCCCAGUGCCACCGCGCUCGUGACCGCAGCUCAAGUCGGCUCUGAAGGCCGAUUCACACUUGAAGGUGUCGAGAACCACGCUGCCCACUACCCACGGACGCUCAGGGAAUGGGGCCGGCGGCUCGAGGCGAAUCUCUCGCAGGAUCUCGUAUCCCAGGAUUACCCGGGACUGCGCAACCGGGCAGACUACGACGCAUUCAAACGCAAGUGGCAGUACCUGUUCGCAUACGCCGGUGCCGGCUUUGCUAAAGGCUACAUCACCUGUCAUAUGCUGACCUUCAUCCGACAAAAUGACAUUCCCGCCGAAGCUUGCGACUGAGGGCGACUCCUCACGCGCCCCUUCCUCACUUCCAUUCUUUCUACGGGACUCGGGACUCGGCGGACUAUCUAUAUAUUAUCUUUAUUCGCUCCUCUCACUUUUACUCUACCUCGGAACCAGCAUAGAACUUGUUUGUAGAAUAGUCGUCACGAAAUUUCAGCAUAGAACCCGCGCACGCCGUGCUUCAAGUAAGCUAUCAUAGAUGUACAUGUGAGAGUCAUUCCGAUGACACUCUAGCCAGGAUAUGAGCUAAAAC